CCAAACGGCCGCUGACUGGAUGUCGUUGGACUGAGAGGAGGAGUAUCUGUUGCAGUAACAACAUCCUGGAUAUUGGAGCCUGGCGGCGCACACGGCUACAGAAAUAACGGCGAACGAAGAUAUACAGGAGGCGGUGUUAAUCGCGAAGGAUUCAGUCUACCGAGGCAGGGACAUUAACAUGAACUUGCCAACUUGUUCUUUCGGGCAUUAAUUGCGGAUUUAUGGUCCAUGGCGCCGAUUUAUCCCGAGGCACCGACAAGGUGAUGCGGCGGUGGCAGGACGCGAUCGGUCCGCUACACGGCUGCCAGCUAAAUGCCUUUACUGGAGGAAAAAAGGCGCAGCACACGUCCGGCAGAGGCCGGCUUAAUAUAUUACUAAAAUAGCGCAUUAUGUAGAGGAAAUUAACGCUGUCCAUAGUGUGUAACUUACAGCCAGUAGUUGCGAUUAACCAAUUUUAUUUUCAUUAUUGUAUCGGCUGGUCAGUUUGGCUCUGGAUAACGUUAAUGUUAGCCGUCUCCGGUUGAGAGACGCUGCCACGGCAUUAAGCAGAUCGGGCCUGUGCUGAAUACCGUCUCUACGGUAUUUGCUCUUUAAUGUAACGGAAACUUUUACCUUCAACAUAAACGAACGAGCGGAGAGAAUACUUACAGUACUGUAACAUUAUCGAUCAGUCAUUAUCCUCUGUCCGAUUUCGUUGUGUUUAGUGAUCUUAUGUUUCUCAUUUGCCCUCUCAAGCUGAUUUUGUAUCGAUAAAUGAUCAGUGUGUAGCUAGUUUGAGAUAAAUAAUACGCGUGACGGGCGGCGAGGGCGGACUCGCCAUUUAUCGUGACGAUUACGACUCGACCCAACCCGCCUUGACAUCAAGAAGCGUUUGCAUCAAAUCGAGGAUCAUGGAUCAGAAUGAUAAAAAGACCCGCACGACUAAGAGGAAUCAGUUCUUCUGAUCUGCGGAACAACUUCACUUUCUAGAAGAACAGACGUUCAGCAGCAAGCUCGUGUUCACCACAAUGAGAUAGUGUUGCAGACGCAAAACCAAAGCCUUGACGCUUAUCCCGCCAUAUUCCAGUUCUUAUUAUCAAAAUAUGACCACGCCGGCUCUUUUGCCACUCUCGGGACGUAGGAUACCCACCCUCUCGCCAGGUGCCUCCUCAUUCCCCCACCAUAGAGCCACCUUACGGCUCUCAGAAAAGUUCAUACUCCUCCUCAUCCUCAGUGCCUUCAUCACAUUGUGCUUUGGAGCGUUUUUCUUCCUGCCGGACAAUUCCAAACACAAGCGGUUUGACUUCGGUUUGGAGGACGUGUUGAUACCGCACAUCGAGGCAGAGAAGGAGACGAGGCACAGCGGCAGACAAGUAAUACACGGUGUGGGGGCGCACGAUGAGUAUCGACACAGAGAGGAGGAGGAGAGCCUUCGUGACAAGAUCCGAGCGGAUCACGAGCGAGCGCUGCAGGAAGCCAAGGAGAAGCUCAGAAAGUCCAAAGAGGAGCUGAAGGCGGAGAUCCAGACAGAGAAGACCAAGGUGGCUGAGGACCUGAAGAAGAAAGACGGGCCAAAACCACUGCCACCAGUACCCAUGCCCAAACUUGUGGGGGUCAACGAUGGUGACCCAGGGGACCCUGAUAACAAGGAAAAGAGGGAUAAAAUCAGAGAGAUGAUGAAACACGCAUGGGACAGCUACAGGCAAUACGGCUGGGGCCACAAUGAAGUCAAACCCAUUGCCAAGAAAGGACAUUCCACCAAUAUCUUCGGUAAUUCCCAGAUGGGGGCUACCAUAGUAGACGCCCUGGACACCCUCUACAUUAUGGGCCUCCAUGACGAGUUUAAGGACGGCCAAGAGUGGAUCGAACAAAACCUGGAUUUUAGUGUGAAUGCAGAAGUAUCUGUCUUUGAGGUCAACAUCCGCUUCAUCGGAGGCCUUUUGGCUGCGUAUUACCUAUCUGGACAGGAGGUUUUUAAGGUGAAGGCUGUCCAGCUGGCAGAAAAGCUGCUUCCUGCCUUCAACACCCCAACAGGCAUCCCCUGGGCCAUGGUCAACCUGAAGACUGGUGUGGGCCGGAACUGGGGCUGGGCGUCAGCUGGAAGCAGCAUUCUGGCUGAGUUUGGGACUCUGCACAUGGAGUUUGUGCACCUGACAUAUCUGACAGGAAACCCUGCCUACUACCAGAAGGUAAUGCACAUACGCAAGCUGCUGGCUAAGAUGGACAGACCCAACGGGCUGUACCCCAAUUAUUUGAACCCUCGUACGGGACGCUGGGGCCAACAUCACACCUCUGUGGGUGGGCUGGGUGAUAGUUUUUAUGAAUACCUGCUGAAAGCUUGGCUUAUGUCUGACAAAACCGACACAGAGGCUCGCAAGACCUACGACGAUGCCAUUGAGGCUAUUGAGCGUCACCUCAUCCGCAAGUCAAACGGCGGUCUUACUUUCAUCGGGGAGUGGAAGAACGGCCAUUUGGAGCGGAAGAUGGGUCACCUGACUUGCUUCGCUGGGGGCAUGUUUGCCCUGGGGGCUGAUGGGUCGCCGGAUGAUAAAGCUGGACACUAUCUGCAGCUCGGAGCAGAGAUCGCCCACACCUGCCACGAAAGCUACGAUCGCACUGUGCUGAAGCUCGGACCAGAAGCCUUUAAAUUCGACAGCGGUCUGGAGGCGGUGGCCGUGAGGCAGAACGAGAAGUACUACAUUCUCAGACCAGAGGUCAUCGAGACGUACUGGUACAUGUGGAGGUUCACACACGACCCCAAAUACAGGCAGUGGGGCUGGGAGGCAGUGCAGGCCAUUGAUAAAUACUGUCGGGUUAGUGGAGGAUUCUCUGGCGUGAAAGACGUCUACUCGUCCAACCCCACCUACGAUGACGUCCAGCAAAGCUUCUUCCUGGCUGAAACUCUCAAGUACCUGUAUCUACUUUUCUCCAGCGACGAGCUGUUGCCUCUUGAGAACUGGGUCUUCAACACAGAGGCCCACCCCCUGCCCGUCCUGCACCUGGGCAACAUCACCCUGCCUGGCAGCGAGACCCAGCGGUAGAGUGGACUCUCCGAGGGGGCGCCCUCCCCCUCACUCGCCCCUUUUGUGUCCACGGUGAAGGAGAGGAGAGAACUUUCCCCACGUACCACAACCUCCUCCUGGACUGCAAAGGAUCUGACUGCAGUGAACGGAGGAGCCCCAAACAGAUUUGACUCUCUUUAUCUACGUCUCUCAUAUAUUCUCUGAAGGACAUACUGCUGAUUCAGCUCACAGCGUUCGGUCACAUGACUCAGAGACAAACAAACAACAUCGGUAUGAUCCCAUCGUUUAGCUGACAAAACG
Molecule: messenger RNA, 3302 nt
Organism: Triplophysa rosa
Lineage: Eukaryota; Metazoa; Chordata; Actinopteri; Cypriniformes; Nemacheilidae
Gene: man1a2
Product: mannosidase, alpha, class 1A, member 2
Exons: 14
Coding region: 1083-3020 (645 amino acids)
Biological process (GO): carbohydrate metabolic process; N-glycan processing
Cellular component (GO): endoplasmic reticulum; Golgi membrane; extracellular exosome
Molecular function (GO): calcium ion binding; mannosyl-oligosaccharide 1,2-alpha-mannosidase activity
Source: RefSeq, a predicted model, not a curated record